Messenger RNA from Rubroshorea leprosula, 1286 nucleotides. The record is from the annotation of a GenBank genome assembly. NCBI's taxonomy places the organism in Eukaryota, Viridiplantae, Streptophyta, Magnoliopsida, Malvales, Dipterocarpaceae.
UCAUUCGCAAUUUUAAUAUGCACCACUACAGACUUGACAAUCAUUAGCACACAUCUGAUUCAUCUUGGCUCUUUGGUUGGAUGAUUGUUUGAUGUUUGUUUGGAGGUGAAAGUUGAUGGUGGUCAUGGAGGGAGAACAGGGUUCGCCAUCUUACUACAGCAUUCUUGGAGUUUCUAUGGAUUCUUCUGUGGAAGAGAUAAGGCGCGCCUAUCACCGGCUUGCCAUGGUAAGUAAUACGAGCUUAAUUUGCUCUGCUUCUGGGUAGGUACGAAAUCUGUUGAAUCUCAAGAACCAAGAUUUUGGUUCUUGGGUACUGGGUUUUGUGUUGUUCUUUGUGGGAAAUUGAUGAAUUGGGAAGCAAAUUUGUUUGUGUUGCUUUGGUGUAGCAAUGGCAUCCGGACAGGUGGACAAGAACACCUUCUCUUCUGGGUGAAGCAAAGCGCAGGUUUCAGCAAAUCCAAGAAGCCUAUUCAGGUAGGUUGCAUUAAAAUUUCUAUUGCCAAGAAGAUAGUGUUUUAUGUUUUGAUUUUUCUUAAAAAUUCACUUGAUUAUGGGUUUUUUUUUUUAUGGUUUUCAACAUGUUUUUCUGUGACAGUCUUAUCGGACCAUAGGAAGAGAAUUCUCUAUGAUGCUGGAUUGUAUGACCCUGAAGAUGAAGAGGACGAGGAAUUUUGUGAUUUUGUAAAUGAAAUGAUGUCUAUGAUGGCACAAACAAGGAAAGAGGAAAAAUAUUAUAGCAUGGAGGAGUUACAAAGAAUGUUCAUGGAAAUGGCACAAGGAUUUGAUAUGGCAUCUUGGUUACCAAUUGAGAACUCAGGAAGAUCACAGAUGAUGCAGUGUAAUUCGAUUCCCAUGGUGGACUGGCAAUCUCAUUUAGGUGCAUCAGAGUUUGAGGUGUAUAGAACAAGCAGUUCCUAUAGCUAAUUGAUUACUUGUCAGGUAAUACAAUAGACAAGAAAGAUGAAAAUGGGUCCUUGCAUGAGUUGGUGAGCUAUGGAAAAGGUCUUGGGAUUUUGUUUGAGUGAUGAGUGUGUUCUCUGGCUAUAGGUUGGAGCUAAGUUGUGAUUGAGUCAGGAUGUAGAUUUGAAUGUUUGUUAGAUCAGACUUGCCUUGAUCAACCUUUUUCUCCCAUCACGUCUAAAAAACUUCUAAUGGAAAAAAUUAUCAAAUUAAUGCCAACAGCUUUUAGUUCUCUCUUGUUUUCUAAAGGCACAUACCAAUCUAUGAUACAAUCACCCGCAGAGUUGAUAUCAGUGGUGGAGAAAAAAUAAGAGCUGCCUCGCUUG